Molecule: messenger RNA, 4584 nt
Organism: Moesziomyces antarcticus
Lineage: Eukaryota; Fungi; Basidiomycota; Ustilaginomycetes; Ustilaginales; Ustilaginaceae
Product: flap structure-specific endonuclease
Exons: 1
Coding region: 1-4584 (1527 amino acids)
Biological process (GO): nucleotide-excision repair
Cellular component (GO): nucleus
Molecular function (GO): DNA endonuclease activity; single-stranded DNA binding
Source: RefSeq, a predicted model, not a curated record
AUGGGCGUCCAAGGACUCUGGCAGCUCCUGCAGCCCGUCGCACGCCCCAUCAAGAUCGAGACGCUCGAGGGAAAGCGUCUGGCGAUCGACUCGUCGCUAUGGCUCUACCACUUCCAAAUGGCCAUGCGCGACAAGGAGGGCCGCACGCUCUCCAACGCCCACAUCCUCGGCUUCCUCUGGCGCAUCCUCAAACUCCUCUUCCACGGAGUGCGCCCUGUCUUUGUCUUUGACGGCGGGGCUCCCGUCAUGAAGCGCAAGACGCUCUCGGGUCGAAAGGCCAGGAAGCAGGGCGCCAAGGAGUCGCAUGCACGCACCGCAGAGAAGCUCCUCAACGCACAAAUGAGGCAGGCCGCCAUCAAGCACGUCGCCGAAGCAGGCGGCGCUCCGCCUCGCGCAUCAUCCUCCACCGACAACAACGCGGACUCUGGCGCUGGCAGUUCAGGUCUCGGCGAAAAUACCGUCUACUACGAUGACCUUCAGGCGGGUAGGCCGACGGCACUCCCUUCUCGUGACCUCCAUUCGGGCGCCUCGCCCAGCUCAGCGCCUCAGAGCCGCGAGAACAGCUCCUCCCCCUCCAAGCCGGGCGCUCGCAAGGUCGACUGGCACAAGGACCCCUAUGCGCUGCCCGCCAUGGAAAAGGACCUCAACCAAGUCGCCGCCGCCAACGGCCGAAAAGGCAAGCGCAAGGACUACCGCUUUGCCACCGAAGCCGAGCUCCGAGCCGUCAUGAACACCAUCGCCCCCGAAGACCUCGACACCACCUCGGAACUCUUCCGCAGCUUGCCUCCCGAGCUGCAGUAUGAGCUGGUGGGCGACUUGCGCGCCCAGUCCCGAAUGACGUCGUACAAGCGUCUGCAGUCGAUGCUCGCCACCGCCCCCACGCCCAUCGACUUUUCGCGCGCCCAGAUCGCCGGCCUCAAGACGCGCAACGACCUCACCCAAAAGGUGCUCACCGUCACCGACGAGAUCGGCAAUGCCAACAUCAAGGUGCCCAUCCGCGUCGCCGGUGAGCGCAACAAGGAGUACGUGCUCGUGCGCAAUCCGGGCGCAGAGGGAGGAUUUGUGCUCGGCGUACGCGACGCCGGCACGUCCCAGGAUAAGGCCAUCGACGUCGACUACGAGCCCCAAGAGAUCAACAUUACCGACGACGAACACGGCCACUCGGACUCGGAGCCUGAGAUCGAGAUGGACGACGUCGAGAUUCCCGCCAGUGCAUCGCCGUCCAGGAUCGCUUCCGCCGCGGCUGAUCCCGAGAUGGCCGAGCUCCAGAAGGAAGCCGAUCCGCACGUGCGCAAGGAAAAGGCGCUCGAGCUUCUGCAGGCUCGAGCGCGCCAGCAUGCCAAGCAGAAGCGCAGAGAAGCAGGGCUUCUCGAUGACGAUGAUGGCCUGGAGCGCGAUCUGCCUCGGCGUCGCAAGCGCGGCGAACGUCCGCUGUUCAUUCGCAAUCCACGAGCAGCCAGCGGCUCGAGCCAAUCACCGCAGAACGAGUGGAUCGAUGUCGAUGCCGACUCGGACGCGGACGAUGACUUUUCGAUCAUCGAGGCGGGUGUCGAUGAGCUCGAAGAGGAUGAGGCCGAAGACCUCGCGCGCGCGAUUGCAGAAUCUAGUGCUGCUCAGUCUGGCUCCGAGCAGCACCGGGCGGGGCUGAAGCUCGUGCAUCGUAGCGGAGAGCCAGUCUCGCUGCACGACGCUAUGCUGCAUCGAGACGAUUCGAGUCAAGCUAGGCGAGAAGUAGCGCCUCGAGCGACCGCACCACUCGAAGUUGAGAAUCAAGCUGCUCUGGACGUCGACGAGUUGAACGACGAUGAUUUCGAGGAUGUUCAGCCGGAGCCGCUAUCAGCUCUACAAGAGGUUGAGCCCGGAUUUGCCGCUCAGCCUACCGCCGUCAGCAGUCGAACUGAUGCUAACCAUUCGGGUCGCAUGCAGGAGCUAGCUGCGCUCGCGAAUCGGCAUUGCCAGAAGUCGGUCGAUGCAACACAGGCGCCACCACCUCCGCGCAAGAGUUUGGCAGGCAGCCUGCGCGCCGCACGUCGUACCGCAUCGUCCUCUGCACAGCCUAGUAUCGUCGUGGCCGAUGACGAGCCCCAAGCACAAGUGCCGGCUCCUGAAAAGAGUUCAGAACCCCCUUUGCGGUCGGCGCGCAUGGGUCCGCCCCUUCGGUCCGCCUCGCAACAGCGCCUCGAGCUGGCCCACCUCGCACCCGGAUCGUCCGAGCCGGUCGAGAUGCGCGGCGAUGACCUUUCAACGACUCCGGAAGACGUGAAUCGCCAGAUCGCCAGCGAAGCGGGCUCGGACGCGCAAAGGGUCGGCGAGCAACCUCAAUCUCGCCAAAGCGUCGACGACCCGCCUGCACCAGAAUUGGUGGAGCAGACCACCCUCGCACCCUCGACGUCCGAGGCAGUCGAGAUGGGGCACGACGACCUCCCGCCGACACCGGAAGAGGUGAAUCGGCAGAUCGCCAUCGAAUCUCGCUCGGACGAGGCAGAAGAGCAGGCACAGACGAGGGAUGAGUUGCAGCCUCGCGAGAGUGCGCUUGAUGCUCCGCCCGCAUCCGAGGUGGUCGAGCUGGAGCCAGAACAGCCGUCGGUAGAUCAUGGGCUGCCCACGACGAACGAUGUGGAGUCGGACACGGCCGCUGGGGAUGCAGCUGGCCUGGAGGACGUGGAAGAGACGGGCGUUCCAGUCUCUCUGUCGGUUCCAGAACAGGCGAGUGCUGUAGCGCAAGGAGUACCUCACCCAGACGCAGGUGGUGCGGUCGACGACGUGGUGAUGGACAACAUGCCUGCCGCCGCUGCGGAACAAGCCUCGUCCGCCUUGCAGGACAAUGACCCAGUCAACCUGGACGAACGGCAGACGACGCCGGUCGAGUGGUCGCCCACGCCGUCUCCCGAGCGCGAGGAGGUGGUGAUUGGCGCCGACGGAUUCCCGCUACCCACGGCGGCGGAGCUGGAUGCCCUGUCUGCAUCGGACGACGACAUUGCGCGGCUGAGUGCGGACCAGUCCGAGUUCGUCGCUUUUCUCAGCGCCACCAAGGGGCGCAGUCUGCUGGACGUGCAGCAGCAAGUCGAAAGCGAAGUCAACGCUCUGCGGGCCGAGUUUGCCAACAGCCGCCGGUCCGAGGAGGACAUCACCAAGCAGAUGGCGCAAGAGAUCCAGAUGAUGCUGCGCCUGUUUGGGCUGCCGUACAUCACGGCGCCCAUGGAAGCCGAAGCCCAAUGCGCCGAGCUCGUCUCGCGUCGCCUUGUCGACGGGAUCAUCACAGACGAUAGCGACGUCUUCCUAUUUGGUGGCACACGGAUCUACAAGAACAUGUUCAACAACAACCGGAUUGUCGAGUGCUUUUUGCUCUCGGACAUGCAGCGCGAGCUGGGGCUGGAUCGCGAGAAGCUGGUGCGGCUGGCGUACUAUCUGGGAAGCGACUAUACGGAGGGUUUGGCGGGCGUGGGUCCCGUGGUGGCGAUGGAGUUGCUUGCGUUGUUUCCAGGCGAGGAUGGACUGCUCAAGUUCCGCGAGUGGUGGAUGCGCGUGCAGACGGGACAGGACACACACGAGCAUACGCGCGGUAAGACGAUGCGACGCAUCAAAAAGAACCUGCGCAACAAGGUUCAUCUCGAACCAUCCUGGCCUGAACCUGCCGUGCUUGAUGCGUAUUACGCGCCCACGGUGGACGAGAGCGAAGAGCCUUUUGCAUGGGGGUUGCCGGAUCUUGAUAGUCUGCGCACGUUCCUGGGCGAGUAUCUGCACUGGCCUGUGUCCAAGACCGACCAGUACGUGCUGCCGAUCAUCGAGCGCCAGAACGCGCGCACGCGCGCGCGGGGAAACCAGACCACACUCGACCGCGGCGGAUUCUUUGACACCUCGGCAGGUACCGGCGUGUACGCGGGUCGAAGAAAGAUCACCUACGGCAGCAAUCGGUUGCAGGAGGUCAUCAACGGCUUUCGUGCCGCCAACGGUCGGAAACCCGCGCCCGCCCGCAACCCACGCCGGCGGGGUAGUGCGGAUACAAGCAGCGGUAGUGAUGAUGAUGUGCAGGUGGUGGGUGCGCGCUUGGCGACACCCGCAGUGGCCGAGGAGAUGCUCGGCAAGGAGAUGGCCAAGAAGCGACCCAUUGUUCGGCGCGACGAGGGCGGUGCGGAGACGAACGAAGAGCAGACGAGUGCGGCGCGCACAGCCGAGCUCGAUGCAGCCAUCGAGGCGCUUGAGGGCCGCGCCGCGGCGGUAGGUGGGGGCAGUGGAGCCAAGCCGGCGAGCGCGGGGCGGGGGAAACGUAAGAAGCGCGCCGCACGCGAGGAAGAAGCGCUGUCGUCGUCGGCAUCGAGCAGCGAGGAAGAGGCGCGCUUGGAGCGUGUGGGUAAGGCUGCGCGCGGGAGGGGACGCGGUCGCGGUCGGGCACGCGCUCGUGGUAGAGGGUCAGGAAGGGGGCGAAGCACGCUGCAUGCUGCACGCAACAUGUCGCUGGACGACAUCGACACGCUCCCGCCCAGUAGGAGUCCGAGUGUGGAUGCUUCGACCUUGCGCGCGCGCACGGCGGCGGGGGUGCGACGAUCGAGUACCGCCAGUUCGCGCUCCACCCCUGCAUCCUAG